Funneliformis mosseae is the source of this 3035-nucleotide messenger RNA. The record is from the annotation of a GenBank genome assembly. NCBI's taxonomy places the organism in Eukaryota, Fungi, Glomeromycota, Glomeromycetes, Glomerales, Glomeraceae.
AUGUCUUCAGUUGAAGAACAACCAGCAAAAAAGAUUCGUUUGAAUUCAGGAGGGUCGAUCCCAUCAAAUGAUGUAAUAAAUAAUAAAGUCAGUUCAGAAGGAAAGAUGACUCGUGAAGGGGAUGUUGGAAUUACUGAGUUUGUUGAUCCAACAAUUCCUGGAUUUUCUGGUGAUAUCAAACAAAGAUUCUCCGAUUUUUUGGUUUAUGAAAUUGAUAAUGCCGGGAACAUCGUUCAUCUUACAGAUUUCAAUCUUCCAGAAAUAAAAUCUACAAAUAUUAUCAAUUCUCGAGCCAUUGAGACACAAAAAGAAGAACCUGUUAAAAAAGAAUUAUCAGAUGAACAAAUAUUUCAGGAAAUGAGAACUUUGCUUGAUGAAGAAACUUCAUUACAAGUUCAAAAUUUACUAAAUGGUAAAAAUAAUUUCGUCGAUACAACGGUUGAAAAAGAUAAAGAAAAAAGGACAGCUAUUCAUCGAUUCUUUAAGAAUUAUUUUGGCGAUAAAUUGAACACAGAGACAAAAGAUGGUACAAUAAGGAUCAGUAUGCACACUAACGAGACAAGGAAAGACAAAAGAAAUAAGCAGCAAAAAAAUGACGCUUGGGAUGCAUUGGGUGGAAGUUUUUGUCAGUUUACUUUAUAUAAAGAAAAUAUGGAUACUAUGGACGCCGUUAACUCUUUGAAAAAGCUCUUAAAGUGUGGCUUUCAUCAAACUUUUCAAAAUCGUCGCGCCAUAAGCGUACAGAAGAUAACCGCAAAUAGGAUAAAGGCUGAAAGAUUGCUUGGAAUCAAUCGAAAGUCAAGAGGAAUGAAAUUAGGAAAUUUUGAAUACGUUAAGGAUCCAUUGAGACUUGGCGAAUUGGGAGGGAAUCAUUUUGUUAUUACAUUAAAAAAUAUUCAAGCAGGAAACGAAGGAAUAAUUACAAAAGCCAUGGAUUCUAUGCAAUCACGUGGAUUUAUUAAUUAUUUUGGCAUGCAAAGAUUUGGUACUUCAUCCAUUCCCACAUUCCACAUUGGUCGUUCACUUUUACAAAAUAAUUGGGAAGAGGCUAUCGAUUUGAUCAUGAAACCACGAUCCGGAGAUCGUCAGGAUCUUCAAACAGCAAGGCAACAUUGGAUAGAGAAUCAUGAUGCGAAAAAGGCAUUAGAAUUGUUUCCCAAAAAAUGUAUUGCAGAGACUUAUAUAUUAAAUUAUUUUACAAAAACUGGUCAAAUUAAAGAUUACGCUGGGGCUUUUGCGACGAUACCAAGAAAUUUACGUCUUAUGUAUGUACAUGCGUAUCAAUCAUAUGUCUGGAAUAGUAUAGUUUCGGAGAGGAUACGUAUAUAUGGUUGUGAUGCUCCGGUCGUAGGCGAUUUGAUUAUUAUAGAUGAAGAUCCGGGUGCGAAUAUAAAUAGUGAUUAUAUAAUAGAUGAUAGUGUUAUUGUUAAUACAGAUGAUAAGAAGGAAAUUAAGGUGAAAAUACUCGCUGAAGAAGAUUUAAAGAACUAUUCAAUAUUUGAUGUGGUGUUACCUUUACCUGGAUAUUCUGUCGUUUAUCCGAAUAACAUCAUAUUUGAGAAAUAUAAAGAACUAAUGUGGAAAGAUCGGUUGGAUCCACGUGAAAUGCGAAGAAGUAACAAGGACUUUUCUUUAUCUGGAUCAUAUAGGAAAAUCAUGGGAAAGCCAAGCGAUUUAUCAUGGAAAUUUUUUAAAUAUGACGAUUCAAAUUUAUCAUUGGCCUUAACUGACUUAGAUUUGUUGGAUGGAAAGCCCGAACCAGAAUCAUUACCAGUGUUUGCGGCAGAACGUGCAGUUGCUAUUAAUGCAGUUUUACAAGCCAGUAAGGUUUGCCAAAAAGUAUUCAAACAACUUGUUAAUAACGAGACCAUAACUAAAAAAGACAAGAGCCCAGUAACAGUUGCUGACUUUAGUGCACAAGCUGUAGUGAAUACAAUUUUAUAUCAUUCUUUUCCGAAUGAUCCAAUUAUCGGAGAAGAAGAUACUAAGGAUUUACGCGUUGAAUCAGGAAAGGAAUUAAGAGCGAAAAUUCACUCUUUAACUAAUUCUAUAUUAGAUGAUCCAUUAGAUGAAACAACGUUAUUGGAUGCUAUUGAUCGAGGAUCUUAUCCUGGUGGUUCACAAGGAAGAAUGUGGACACUUGAUCCAAUCGACGGCACAAAAGGAUUUUUACGUGGCGAACAAUUUGCAGUUUGUUUAGCAUUACUUGUAGAUGGUAAAGUUCAAUUAGGUGUUAUGGGAUGCCCUAAUUUACCAGUAGAUUCUAAAGUUCCAGAGGGAGAAAAAGGGUGUUUAUUUAUUGCGGAAAAAGGUCAAGGAGCUUUUCAGAGGAAAUUUUCUUCAACGGAAGAAACGAAAAUCCAAAUGGCCAAUAUUUCUUCGGUACUAGAAGCAUCAUUUUGCGAAUCGGUUGAAGCAGCACAUUCAUCUCAUGGGGAUGCUGCAAAAAUAGCUUCACUACUUGGUAUUACUAAACCACCUAUUCGUAUGGAUAGUCAAUGCAAAUAUUGUUCAGUGGCUAGAGGUGAUGCUGAUAUUUAUUUACGUUUACCGACUCGAGAUGAUUACGAAGAGAAUAUAUGGGAUCAUGCGUCCGGAGCUCUUCUAGUUCAAGAAGCUGGUGGUAUAGUUUCAGACAUUUAUUCAAAACCAUUAGAUUUUUCUUUAGGAAGAACUUUAAAGUCUAACAAAGGUGUUGUAGUUAGUCAUUCUAAAAUAUAUUCUCAAGUUAUUGAAGUUGUACAACAAUCUCCUUCGCUUCCUUUGUGGAAGUCUCCUUCGCUUCCUUUGUGGAAGUCUCCUUCGCUUCCUUCGUGGAAGUCUCCUUCGCUUCCCUCGUGGAAGUCUCCUUCGCUUCCCUCGUGGAAGUCUCCUUCGCUUCCCUCGUGGAAGUCUCCUUCGCUUCCCUCGUGGAAGUCUCCUUCGCUUCCCUCGUGGAAGUCUCCUUCGCUUCCCUCGUGGAAGUCUCCUUCGCUUCCCUCGUGGAAGUCUCCUUCGCUUCCCUCGUGGAAGUCUCCUUCGCUUCCCUCGUGGAA